AGGACAGGGAACUCGGGGAACGUCCGCAGAGAAACCCUAGAAUUUUGUAAUCCAUGGCGGAGACGUCCGUGCAGGGCGCCAGGUGCAAAUCCUCCGGCGACCGGCCGAACCGCGGCUUACAAAACCGACCUCCUCCUCUGAGCCCCCCUAGGGAUCACAUCAGCGCCUUGCCGGACGCCGUGAUCCACCACAUCUUCUCGUUUCUGACCAUCCGAGACGUCGUCAAGACCAGCGUCCUCUCCAAGCGCUGGCGGUCCACUUGGACCACCACCGCCGACCUUGUCUUCAUUGGAUAUAGUGAACACCGGCGUCUCAGAACCUUGGACUUCUCGUCUCUCGUCGACAGCGUCCUGAGCCAGUGCAGCACCUCCCCACCCACGGUCACGGUGAGGAGGUUUCACGUCAUCGGCUUCGUGUGCGACGAGGACGACUGCCCCAAGGUCGACCUCUGGCUCCACUUCGCGGUGCGGCGCCGCGUAGAGCAUCUCCGCUUGUGGCUGAGUGAGCAGACGAUGGGUGUUUAUACACUGCCGGGGAUCUUGUAUGGCUUGAGCUGGUUGGUGCGCCUGGAUGUCGCUGGGUGCUGUUUCUCGUUGGGCGCGACUGUUAGCUGGCCUUGUCUAAAGGUCUUGUCCAUCGAUUAUGCGGAGCUGAGUGAUGAUUUCCUCGGGCGAAUCUUCAGGGGAAGUCCUGUUUUGGAGUCCCUCAAGUUGCGCGGGUGCUGGGGCGUGAGGAACGUUACGAUAGAUUCAUUAAGCUUGAAAAAGUUGGUACUCAAGGGCCGCGGCACUUCUUAUAACUCUUGCGUGGAGAAUCUUCGGGCCCCGAAUUUGCUCUCGCUGCGUGUAUUGCAAGGGACUCAUGCUGACUUCAGACUUGACCAUGUGUCUUCUUUGGUGGAAGCCAAGUUAGAUCUUUACGUUGAAACUGAUGAUGGGUUGUCUUGCUCCGCGGGCCGCGACUUGUUGAAGGAACUUCUUGAGAAGCUGCGCAACGUUCCUACAAUCACCAUCGGCGGUUGGUGUUUGAAGGUUCUGUCCCUUUUGGAGAUGGAUGGAGUGCCAUCGCCACUGUCAAAACAUCAGAAUCUGAUACUACAUGCACCGGUUAGUCAAUCGGACCUUCCCGGGAUAGCUUACAUGCUACAAAGUUCACAAUGCUUGGAAAAAUUAGUCAUACGCCUGAUUCGCUUCCCCAAGUUUGUGCUUGAUGAAGAAUCUAAAGCACGUUAUACCUUUGACGAAGAUUUUUUGUGCUCACGGAAGGGGAGCUUUGAAUGUUUGGCAAAACAUCUCAAGAGAGUUGAGAUCAUUGGCUGUGAAGAUAGUUUGGGGUGGAAACAUGUGCUCGCCUUGAUUAAGUUUCUUCUGGGGGAUGCACUUGUGCUGGAGAAGUUGAUUAUCAAGGCUGAAUUGUUCCCACAAUAUAUACCAAAACAUCUUCAAGCCGUUGUUCUGUCGAAACUCCUUGGUGUUUUCCGAAAUGUGCUUAGCUAUCGAAGAGCUUCCAAAAUUGCUGAGGUUAUCUUCGAUUAUCCUUUUGAAUUGGUGUCCUCAUAAAAGCAUAUGAAAGUCCGGGUUUCUCGUUGAUCGCAUGGCAAGCAUAUGUUGCCCUGGGCACUACACUGCUCAUUAGUAUUCACUCUCUUUUGACAGUAAUGUUACACGAACUAUGACAGUAUUAGGAUUUUUACAUGUACCUAAUUUAAACUUCUUUCGAGUUUAGUUCAUCUAUAAAUUUGAACCUCUUAAGGAAAGAGGUUAAUGGUAGUGCUUUGGAGGAUGGACAUAUG
Molecule: messenger RNA, 1792 nt
Organism: Syzygium oleosum
Lineage: Eukaryota; Viridiplantae; Streptophyta; Magnoliopsida; Myrtales; Myrtaceae
Product: putative F-box/LRR-repeat protein At3g18150
Exons: 3
Coding region: 54-1559 (501 amino acids)
Molecular function (GO): protein binding
Source: RefSeq, a predicted model, not a curated record